Messenger RNA from Hirsutella rhossiliensis, 1002 nucleotides. RefSeq names its product hus1-like protein. Lineage: Eukaryota; Fungi; Ascomycota; Sordariomycetes; Hypocreales; Ophiocordycipitaceae. The transcript has 4 exons. Gene Ontology annotation, cellular component: nucleolus; site of double-strand break; checkpoint clamp complex. Bases 1 to 1002 code for a protein of 333 amino acids. The record is from RefSeq and is a predicted model, not a curated record. Gene Ontology annotation, biological process: nucleotide-excision repair; double-strand break repair via homologous recombination; mitotic intra-S DNA damage checkpoint signaling.
AUGCGAUUCCGAACAGAGCUCAAGAACAUCCGCACCUUUGCCAAGCUCACCGCGGCGCUCUCCUCGCUCGAGAAGAUUGCGUGGGUGCGCCUCAGCGAUGACACGGCGCGCUUCACCGUCAUCCCCGACAUGGGAUCUCAAGUCUGGGCGUCGCUCGCCAUGGACUUCAUCUUCGACAACUACCACAUUCAGUCGGCCGAGGCUUCCAACACAAUCAACCUCGAGUUGCCUCUUCAGCCGCUCCAGCGCGCCCUCAAGUCCGCCCUCAAUAGCAUCUCCGCCUCGCUCCGCCUCACCAAAAAAGACGGCCUGCCCAUCCUUUCCAUGACCAUCACCACCACCACUUCGAGCGGCUCCGCUGCCGCCGCCAAGCCCUCUGCCGACGACCCAUUUGGCGACGACGACUUUUUCCAGCCAGAGCACCUUGAGACGUCGUUGAGAAGAGAGCACGAAAAGAUCAUCACCCAGGAUAUUCCCGUCCGCGUCCUCCAUCCGGAAACCGUCGAGACCAUCAUGCAGCCCAAGGUUCGCGAGCCGGAUGUCCAUAUUCAGCUUCCUCCGUUGCUUCAGCUCAAGGCCAUCUCGGACCGCUUCACCAAGCUGGCCCUCGCCUCCUCCAACGCCAACAAGUCGCCAAAACUCGAGCUCAGCGCCAACAUGCACGGCAGCCUGCGCCUGCGCAUCGCAACCGACACCACCGACAUCUGCAGCGUCUGGUCAGACCUCGAGAACCCGGAACUCGACCCCGCCCAGCUCGACAGGCCCGUCGAGCAGCACCCCAGCACCAAGUUUCGCGACGGCGGGCCUGAGCGCUGGGCCACGGUCCACGUCGACGGUAAGGACUGGAGCCGAGUGCUGAGCGUCGGCCGCCUCGAGGGCAGGGUCAUUGCUUGCUUUGCAGAUGGCCACGCCCUCAUCCUCUACGUUUACGUCCCCCAUUACGACGAUGCAUCGGCCGAAGACUCGGUCGUCACGUACUAUGUUCAGUCCUACAGCGUAUGA